This is a messenger RNA of Cylindrotheca closterium, 390 nucleotides long. The record is from the annotation of a GenBank genome assembly. NCBI's taxonomy places the organism in Eukaryota, Bacillariophyta, Bacillariophyceae, Bacillariales, Bacillariaceae.
AUGCAACUUUCAGCAAUCUCCUUUUUAGCCCUACUCUGUUUCUUACUGGCGAGUGUAAACAUUGUCGUAGCACAGGAGAGCAGCAGCAACUUGAAAGGAACCAACAGGGUUGAAGGUCGAUUGUCGAGACAAGACGUCAUUGAAAACCAUGAAAGACGUCGCACCCACCUGGCAAAACUUCUUCAGCAAGUCAAAGACAAGGUUGAUGACCAUGAUUCGGGAAGAAAUCUGAUGGAAGACGAAGACUAUGCAAAACAUGCAAGACGAAUUCCAUUGUACGAGCGAAAACUUGAGCGAUUGAACAAGCCAUUGGACGAACGAGAAAUCAAUCGACAACUAGAUCGAGAAAGGAUUCGUUCAGAACGAUACUCCCGACGAUCGGAACUCUAA